Molecule: messenger RNA, 2489 nt
Organism: Planococcus citri (citrus mealybug)
Lineage: Eukaryota; Metazoa; Arthropoda; Insecta; Hemiptera; Pseudococcidae
Gene: Uba2
Product: Ubiquitin-like activating enzyme 2
Exons: 12
Coding region: 339-2159 (606 amino acids)
Biological process (GO): protein sumoylation
Cellular component (GO): cytoplasm; SUMO activating enzyme complex
Molecular function (GO): SUMO activating enzyme activity
Source: RefSeq, a predicted model, not a curated record
UUCGAUCCACGAUUUACUUACAAAUAAAUCACCUAGAAAAAUCGAAGUAUUUAAAAAAUCAAGUUUUCAUUUUGUUGAAAAACACGCAAAAAGAAAAAACACCGAUCCGAAGUUUUGGGUGAACAUCAAACACAAAGUACAAUCUCAUUAUUCUUGCAUCUAUGCCACGACCACAAUUGCGUCUUCGUGAGUGAAAUUGAAGAAAGAAGCUAGCAGAACCAGAAAGUUUCUUCUUUAUCACAUUCACAUUCUUGGUUUUCUUUAAUUCGUUCGUAUAUAGUUUCAAAAUUGUUAACAAGUGCUUCGCGAGGUAACAAGUUGCGUCAGAUAAUUCCACCAUGGCUGGAGUGAUUAUACCCGACCAAUUGACGACUAUAGAGAAGUCCAAAGUUUUGCUAGUGGGAGCCGGCGGAAUUGGUUGUGAAGUUUUGAAAUGUCUCGUACAGUCUGGAUUCAAACAGAUUGACGUUAUCGAUAUGGAUACGAUUGACGUCAGUAAUUUGAACAGGCAGUUUUUGUUUCGUAAAGAACACGUAGGAAAACCGAAAUCCGAAGUUGCUAAAGAUAGUAUUCUACAGCACUAUCCUGAUGUGUCGAUAAAAGCACAUUUUAGAAGUAUUAUCGAUUCAGAAUUAUGUGUGAGUUGGUUUAAGAAUUUCAACUUAGUGAUCAACGCUCUGGAUAAUGUAACUGCCAGAAUCCACGUUAACCGAAUGUGUUUGGCGGCUGAAAUUCCAUUAAUUGAAUCCGGUACUCAUGGCUACGAAGGCCAAGCUGAAUUAAUCAUCAAAGGAUUGACUAAGUGUUACGAAUGUGAACCAAAGGAGAAACCGAAGACAUUCCCUAGUUGUACAAUUAGAAAUACUCCUUCUGAGCCAAUUCACUGUAUCGUUUGGUCAAAAAAUUUAUUCAAUCAGUUAUUCGGUGAAGAAGAUCAGCUCGGCGAAGAUAGCGUUUCACCUGAUACUGAAGAUCCAGAAGUUGCCGGUUCCGCCGCUGAUUCUGCUCUAACAAAAGCCGCCGGUGAUGGGUUAAUUAAUCGUAAAUCUACUCGCGAAUGGGCCAAAGAAUGUAACUACGAUCCUCCCAAGUUAUUUCAUAAAUUUUUCUACGAAGAUAUUCAGUACCUCUUAUCAUUACACGACUUGUGGAAUAAGAGGAAGCCACCGAAACCAAUGAAAUUUGAAGAAAUCCCCGAUUCGGAACCGUCUACUAGUACCAACGGUACCGAUGAAGUUUUGAAAGAUCAACGUUUAUGGAGCAUUAAAGAAUGUGUUGAUGUAUUUUGCGACAGUAUUAAAACUCUCAAAGAUAAAUUCCUUUCGGUCCAAGGCACAUCAGAGAAUUACUUGAUCUGGGAUAAAGAUGAUAAACCAGCGAUGGAUUUUGUUACGGCCUGCUCUAAUAUAAGAUCUUUCAUCUUUGAAAUUCCGAGAAAGAGCAGAUAUGACGUAAAAUCGAUGGCUGGAAAUAUCAUUCCAGCAAUAGCUACAGCUAAUGCCAUGGUUGCCAGUUUAGUCGUUUUUCAAGCUGUAAAUGUAUUGAGUGGUAAUGUUAAAGCAUGCCGAACUGUUUACUUGCGGCGUGAACCAAAUCAUAAAGGAGAGAUAAUGGCACCGGAAAGAGAUCUAUUGCCACCCAAACCCACCUGUUACAUUUGCUCUUCAAAUCCAGAGGUGACGUUGAGCGCAGAUCUGCAUAAGUUAACGAUUAAACAGUUCGAUGAAGAAGUAUUGAAAAAGUGUUUGAACGUAAUUGAACCCGAUGUAACCAUUUCUGAAAGUUCCUUGACCAUAUUAACCAGUGAGGAUGAUUACGAAGAAGAGUAUUUGAGUCGCACAUUAUCGCAAUUCGGCAUCAAAGAAGGAACUCUGUUGUACGUCGAUGACUUUUUACAAACUUGUAAAUUCUACAUCCGUGUCUCCGAAAGAACCGUUGAAAACGAACGUGAAACUGCUCUGUUCGAAAUAGUAAGACAUGCCGAAAUAACUUCCGCACCUGAUAAAGAAAACGAUAAACAAAACGGUCACGCUGAAGAACCCGAGGAAGAGGAAGAUGAUGUAAUAAUGGUCGAGAAUGGUGACUCGGCGGAAGUUAAAACACUCAAAAGGAAAGUUGAAGAAGACGUUGUAUUGCCAGAGAAAAAACAAAAAGUUUAGCUCUUUCGUAUUCUCAUUCAAAUCAUUUCAAUUGCGUUCCAAAAUUCAUCGGCUUUUAAUUCUGGUUUUCGUCAAGUUUAUAUACAAUAAACGUAAAAAUCCUGAUGAAGAAAAUUAUUCAUUAUUUUUACUGGAAUCAGUUAGAAUACACUUUGAAUUUUGUUACAAGUACGUUCCUUUUUAUUCUUCAGAAUAGCUCUUCAAAUUCGGUAUAUUUUUUUUUUGAAUUUCAUUAGUUUUAGUGUGUGCUUUUUUGUAACGAAUGAAUUACGUGAUUUUUUAUGAGUUACUCCUGCGUUUUUACAACAAUAAAAUGAAGUUUAUAAUGUG